This is a messenger RNA of Anneissia japonica, 690 nucleotides long. RefSeq lists its product as uncharacterized. Bases 1 to 690 code for a protein of 229 amino acids. Lineage: Eukaryota; Metazoa; Echinodermata; Crinoidea; Comatulida; Comatulidae. The transcript has a single exon. The record is from RefSeq and is a predicted model, not a curated record. Gene Ontology annotation, molecular function: nucleic acid binding. Gene Ontology annotation, biological process: DNA integration.
AUGAGCAAACCUAGAAUAGAGGAAACCCAACAAGCCACUGUUACAGAUGAUACUUUACAGCAACUAUCUAAACAGUGUCAUAUUGGCUGGCCUGAUCGUCGAAAGCUAGUACCAGUUGAAAUAAGAAAGUUCUGGCCGAUGCGCGAUGAAAUCUACGAGCACGACAGACUUUUGUUUAUGGGUCACAUAUUGAUAGUACCCGCUAGCCAACAAGAGUUCAUGCUUUAUCGUAUUCAUGAUGGUCAUUUAGGCAUGGAGAAGUCGAAGGCCAGAGAGCUGUUGUACUGGCCCGGUAUUAGUUCUGGUAUUGAGUCCCUGAUAUCAAAAUGUUCUGCAUGCACAGAAUUCAAAAGGAAGAACCAGCGUGAGCCAAUGAUUCUGCAUGAGUUGCCCAAAGAACCGUUUAAUAAGGUCGGCGCUAAUAUUUUUCAUUACGCUGGUAAUGAUCACUUAAUUGUUGUGGACUAUUAUUCAAAUUAUCCGGAGGUUGUUACACUAUGCAACAAGACUGCUAAAGAUGUGAUUUGCAAACUAAAAUCGAUAUUUGCAAGACAUAGCAUUCCGGAAAAAUUCAUAAGCGAUAACAUGCCUUUUGCCAGCUGGGAAAUGAAACAGUUCGCAAAGUCAUGGGGUAAAGAAUUGAUCACAUCUAGCACCACUUAUGCCCAAAGCAAUGGUCAAGCAGAGUGA